AUGGAUCAGAAAUCAUUAGAAGAUAUAAUUUCAACUGCACUUGGAUCAGAUAAUGAUGCAAGGCAAGGUUCUACACAAGAAUUUGAAGUCUUCUUUCAAGAUCCCAAUAAUUUAGAUUUAAUAAUCCAGGAAAUUCAAUCACCAUCGCAAGAAAUCUUUCGUCAACUCAUACUUAUCAAAUUGCGCCCAUAUUUGUCUCAAAAAUUUGAUUCAUUUAGCUCGAAUAUUGAUGGCCUCCAAAAUUUAUUCGAAGCACUCAUUAAAUAUUUAAGUGAAAUACUAGAAGCAGACUUUUUAAACGAAGAUAACAUCGUUCAUGCAUUACCAUCCAUUAUAUUUCUAAUUAAUAAUUUAUCAAUCGAUAUUUUUACAUUUCCACCAUUUAUUCAGCUUGUGAUAUUACCAGAAUACUUAUCAUCAACAUCAUAUGAUAACUUACUUUCAAUUUACUCAAAUUGUAUCGAAACAAUUUUAGUUUUCAUGGGUAAUUUCGCAAUCAAUCGUUCUUUUCGUCGUUCAUACUACGUAUAUUGCAUAUUCUCAAUUCUGAACGCUUAUGACCUUGAAACUGCAGAUUCUGCAUUACAAAACAAAAUUGUUUUAAAAUUGAGAGAAGAAAUAUACAACCCAAGUCUGAAACUAUGGAACAUAUAUCUAAAAAUAUGGUCAAGCUUGAGUUUUGCAAUCAACAAUGGUUUUACUCCUCUUGUUAACAUGAAUUUAACUUUCUUUUUGAAAGUUAAUUGUGAUACAGCUUCUCUACCAUAUUUUCUCAUUCCAUAUGAGUAUGCAAUUGUUAACGGACAACUAAGUAUUGAUCAAAUCAAAGAUAAAAUAAUUUAUGCACUGAAAUCAUCAGAAUUAAUUAUGAAUGAUAAUUUAUACCUAUCAAUUGAUAUAUUUCAUACUAUUGAUUGCAUAUUAGCAUGGAUUUAUCCAAAAUAUGAACAAUCUUUAUUUUUAGAAUUAUUUGUCAAUUAUAUCGAAGAAGCUAUUGAACUAGAAAACGAAAUGAAGCUUUCUACAGGAAUAUACGCUCUUUCUUUGCUAAUUAGUCAUUCUCCUGGUUUAAUUAACGCUUGUUCAGAUUUUUUCAUGGAAACAUUAACGAAUAUCAUGAAUUCUGAAUCUCCACUUCAAGUAUUUACAGGAAUUAACUGUAUUGAUAUGAUUAUUAACUCAUCUCCGCAAACGAUUGUAAUGAUGAGUAAUUUAAUUUCACAAAUCUUCUCAUUAUUCAGUUUAAAUGUUGAUGAAGAGAUUCUUACAUCAGCAUGUGAACUUAUUUCUAAUGUUUCAACACAUAUUCAAUAUUUCAUUGGAGAUGUUACAGAAACAUAUCCAAAAUUAGAUGUUUUAUUAUCUCCUGACGUUUCUACAAUGCUGUUUAAUGUAAUGUCGCACGUUAUUCAAAGCGGAUUUUAUUUCAUGAAGUCAUUUUCCAAUGAAAUGCUUCAAUUUCAACACGAAUACGUUCAACAAUUGAUUAAUUCAGCUGAUAUUGAACUGCAAUCACAUGGGGCUUACCUUGCAUCUACAAUAUGUGAAGCUGUUCCACAAGAUACUUUAGAAUAUAUUUUAGAAAUUAAUAAUAAAGUAAAUGAAAUGCUCCAAUCAUUUACACAAUUCGACCAAAGCUGGUCUAUAUCGAUUAAUUAUAUCAUAUCAAUGCUUACUACAACGUUAGAAAUACACAGAGAAAAAGUUCAAAAUGAAUUAGUUCCAAAUAUUUAUCUUUCCAUGGAUAUAUGCUCAUUAGAAGAUUGUCCAUCAUACGUCUUAGAAUAUGCUGCAGAAGAUUUUAUCCAGAUAAGAAAAAUUAUUUCAAUUGAAUUGACUGAAAGGUUACAACAGAGAAUCAUUUCAUUAAUAUCAUCUGACCAGGUAAACAAUGCCAUAGUUUCCCUUGUAUCAACCUAUUAUGAUCAAUUUGACCAAAGUUUUGUUGAAAAUUACAUUUUCAACUUAAUAUCAACAUAUUCACUUGAAGAACUAUCACAGUUUAUAACAAAUCAAAACGUUGACCAAGUUUUAGAUAUGAUUAUCAAUAUUUUACCAAAUAUUCAACCAGAAUAUUUUGAUGGAAUCAUAAAGUGCUUGACAUCCAUAUGCGAAAGAACAAAUGCAAACAUAGAUCGUGCUCUUUCAUUAUUAAUAGAAGUAUCUCAAGACCUUCAUUCAGGAUUUUUGAGUAAAAUUGUUCAAACAGUAGAAAAAGCAAUAGCAUAUAAUUCAUGCUCGAAAGAGUUUGUUUCACAGCUUGCGCCAAGCAUUCUAGAAUCAGACUCCCCAAUUUUUACUGAAGAUCAGAUUAGAUUUUUCGCUUUUGUCGGUAUUUUCUACGAUCAAGAAUUAAUGUCAAUCAGUUUCGAGAAAUUGAAUCCAAUAGUAUCAAGUAUUACUGAAGAAAACAUUUCAAAAAUAAAUUAUUUCGAAGCUUCAGCAGAAUAUCAAUUAGCAUUGCUUAGAUACGGUAUAAUCCUUGAUAAUGCAUCAAUAUUACUUCAGCAAAUCAGAUUUCCGCAUUACUAUCAAAACGCAACACUGAAUCUGAUACUUUCUGCAACUAAUACAGAUAACAAUGAUCUUACUUUAAUUGCAGCAUGCUUGCUCACCAAAUACAUUUGUCAUUCGCAAAGAAAUGAAGUUUCAAAACCGAUAACACAAGAAUUGAAUAAUCAAAUUAUUGAGAAACUAAAAAUCCUUUCCCAAAACGAAACAUACUCAAAUGCUAUGGCAGUUGAAGCGGGACAAUAUCUUCAACAGCUUAAAAGCCACUUAGGAAUAUAA
Molecule: messenger RNA, 2790 nt
Organism: Trichomonas vaginalis G3
Lineage: Eukaryota; Parabasalia; Trichomonadida; Trichomonadidae
Product: armadillo (ARM) repeat-containing protein family
Exons: 1
Coding region: 1-2790 (929 amino acids)
Source: RefSeq, a predicted model, not a curated record